Closterium sp. Naga37s-1 is the source of this 5226-nucleotide messenger RNA. Lineage: Eukaryota; Viridiplantae; Streptophyta; Zygnematophyceae; Desmidiales; Closteriaceae. The record is from the annotation of a GenBank genome assembly.
AUGCUGCGCCAACAACAGCAGCAGCCCCACCCCAUGUUACAGCAGCAGCAGCAGCAGCAGCAGCAGCAGCAGCAGCAGCAGCAGCAGCAGCAGCAGCAGCAGCAGCAGCAGAUGCUAUUGCAGCAGAAGCAGCAGCAGCAGCAGCAGCAGAAGAAGCAGCAGAUGCUAUUGCAGCAGAAGCAGCAGCAGCAGCAACUGCAGCAACAGCAGCAGCAUCAGCCACAACAGCAGCAGCAGCAGCUCCAGCAGCAGCAGCCACAGCAGCAGCAGCAGCCGCAACAGCAGCAGCCACAGCAGCAGCUACUACUGCAGAAGCCGCAACAGCAACAGCAGCAGCCUCAAAAACACUCUCUCCCAGAAAACUCCCUGCCCAACCUAUGGCGGAGCAAGCGGAGGAAAACAGCUCGCAAGGAGGAGGAUGAGGACUUGGAGAAGGACGAUGGGAACACUUCAGACGCGUUUCCUUCCUCACAGCCGAAAGUGCUCGAGCCUCUGCAUUACAGGGCUCUCAGAUCGAUCCAUGAGUCGAUCCGACAGGUGGAGAUGCUUUUUGGAGUGAAGGCGCUGGUGUUGAAAGAGAGGAUGGAUGGGGGAGAGGCUGGGGAGAACGGGGGUGAAGCAGCGGGUGAGCAGAAGGAAGGGGGAGAGGGGGGAGCGGGGGGGGCGGAAGGUGGGGGCGAAACAGGAGAGGAGGAGGGGCAAGGAGAGGGGGGCGAUGGGGAUGUGAGUCCUGUAGCGAGAGGAGAGAACGUGGUGGCGAAAUGGGAGAAGGAGGAGAAGGAGGCAGAGACCCGUAGACGCAAGGCAGCAGCACAGCACGGGGACCUGCUGAAGAUGCAGCUACAGGAAUUGAUCUCCUGGUGGGAAAAAAAGGUUGACGGGCGUCUGGGUCCCCGCGAGCGUGACCCGUUUCAGGGAAAGCCGGAGGAGGAAAAGGUAGCGAAAGAAGAGCUGUUUGAUACGGUGCUAGCGGUGGUGAGGUUGCUGCCAGCGUUUCCUACGGAGUGCCAGGGGAGCCUGGGGAAGAUGUGUGAUGUUGGAGGGGAGGUGUGUGAGAGGACGGAUGUGGAUUUGUACUGGGUGGAACGGGUGGUGGCUUACAACCCUCCCGAGGUUCUCAAGAUGAUGCGCACAGAGAAGGGCAUCAAACAGCUGGAGGUGACGAUGCAAGAGAGGAAGGUGCGGGCGAGUGAGGAGGUGGUGGCGCAGAUGGUGAGCAACUCUGCAGCACAGCUGAGGGAGGGCGGCGUGGAGACCGAAGCCUUUGUGCUUAGCCUCAAGUGCCCUCUCUCUCUCGCCCGCAUCAAGGUGCCAGUGCGGGGCAAGAAGUGCUCCCACGAGAGCACCUUUGACCUCGCAUCGUACCUGCGCAUGAACCAGGGCCUGGCCAAGAACGUCAAGCGGGCAUGGCGCUGCCCUAUUUGCUACCAACAGCUUCUGUGGUCGGAGCUGUUCCUGGAUGGAUUCAUGCAAAAGAUUCUUGAUGAAACGAGUGAUGAGGUUGACGAGGUGGAGGUGUUUCCAGAUGGCAGGUGGAGAGUGGUGGAGAACAGUGAUGGGGAGGACGGAAGCUGUUCUGAGUCAGAUGAGGAGGAGAGGAUGAUAAUGAUUGCAUUGAAGAGAAGAGAGGAGGAGAGGAGGAGGAAAGAUGAGGAGGAAAAGAAAAAGAAGGAAGAGGAGGAGAGAGGGGCGUUGGAGAGAGGGACGGAGGGAGAUGGAGUGGGAUUGAGUGCGGUUGAGGGUGGGGAGGAGGGAGGGAGCAGGGGUGGGGAAGGAGAGGGGAGGGGGGAUGAGGAAGAGGACGUUAUAGAGACUGCUGGAGAGGAGGGGAGAGAGGGGAUGAGAGAGGGAGUGAGAGAAGGUGAGGGGAGAGGGGAGGGAUGUGAGGAGGGAAACCAGGUGGAGGAGGUAGUUGCUGUGGAGGUGGAGGUCAAUGGUGGUAACCAGAAUGUGAAUGGGGUGACUCUUGAGUCGACCGAAAAGGCACCUCAAAACCAGGUGGAGGGGGGGGAAGCUGUGGAGGUAGCUGGUGGUGACCACCAUCUGAAUGGGGCUACAGCGAGUUUGGCCUGUGUGACAGGAAACAACGCGGACGUGAUUGCAACACGAUCCGUUCCGAGGGACGCAGUUACAUGUGCUUCUCCUCAAAACGGGAAGACAAGGGACACAGACACACUAGCACCCAGCCCAGUUUCGAAAGAUGCAGCUACUCCCAGCUCCUCUGAAAACGAGACUGCAAGACACGCAGACGUGGUAACAGCAACUUCGCCUCAUGUGAAUGGGCUCACAGGGGGUCCUCGCUGUAUGCCAGGAAGGGGCACGGUUACAGUCACCACAAGCUCUUCUCUUAACGUGGUGGGAAGGGGCCUGGGUAUGGACCAUGCGGUUACUGCAAGCUCAACUCAAGACGGAACGGGAAAAGACAUGGUUACAGCAAGAAGCUGUGCUCGUGAGGGUGGACCAGAGGAGGUUGGGGGUAGCUUAGAGGCAGGGAGGGGUGGAGCAGCGGCACCUGUUGUGGCCAGGGCAGCACCACGGCCGGUGGUGGUGGGUGGCCCUUCGAGGGGAGUUGUUUCUGAGGCGCGUCAACGUGGUGGGACGGGACGAGUGGAGGGACGAGCAGAUGUUGAGAGGAGAUUAGAGGCAGGGAGGGAUGGAGCAGGUGCUGCGGUGGUGGAUGGGGCAGCUGCGGUGGUGAUGGGUGUGGUUUCGAGUGGUGCUGUUCUUGAGGCCCCUCGAGAAUCGUCUCGUGUGGUUGAGAGACAGGGGCCAAUCGUCUCGAUUGGUGCUGUGCGAGAUGGGGUUGGCGGUGGCUCAGAGACAAGGAGGGCUGGGGCAGCGACAGCGGUGGUGCGUGGAGCGAUGAGUGGGAUGGCUGAACCAGUAGGUGAUGUAGCAGGAUUGGCAGGUGGAACAGCCAGGAUGGCAUGUGGGGUGCACGCACCUGCAAAUGGGAUGGCCAAGAAAGCAUGUGGCUUGGCCGAAGCAGCACGCGAUGCAGCAGGGAUGUUAUGUGGGGCGCAGGCACAUCCAGAUGGAGUGGGAGAGAUGGCAGGUAAGGUACAAGCACGUGCACUAGGGGUGGCAGGGAUGGCGUGUGAUGCGCAUGGGCCCGCAGAGGGGAUGGAUGGUGGGAUAGAAGAGAAACCGGUUGUAGAACCCCAUGGGCGUGGGCUUGAGGAGACGAGUGCUAGGGAAGAGAAGGAGCAAGGGGGGAAGGGUCGAGAAUUGCUGGUGGGGAAUGUGUUGGGAGGAGGUGAGGUGAAAGAGGAGGAGCAAGUAUGGGAGGGUUGUGAUCUGCUGCUGGUGGGGAGUGUGGUGGGAGGAGGGGAGGUGGAAGAGGAGGGCUGUGCUAGGGGUAGGGGCAUGAGCGUGGUUUUAGUUAAGAGGAAGAGAGACGAAGAGAUGGGGGGAGAAAGACGGGAAGGUGGAGCAAAAGGAGAGAGGGAAGCGGAAGAAAGUAAGGAACAGGUUGAGAGGGUUUCAGAUUUGGGGAAGGAGAGGAGGAAUGGGAAGGAUGAGAAGGAUGAGAAGGAUGAGAAGGAUGAGAAGGAUGAGAAGGUUGGGAAGGUUGGGAAGGGAGGGGAGGAGGAAAUGGACGGGAAAGAGGGGAAGGGAGGGAAGGAUGGUGUAAGCACGGGCGGUUCUGUGGACAGUGGUGGUUUGGACAGCGCCUCAGGGCAGCGGAAGGGCAAGAAGACUGUUAUGGUGCUCUGCGAUGUGAAUGUGAAGGAGGGGAAGGAUGAUGUUAGCAUGGGUGGUUCUGCUGGCAGUGGUGGUUCGGGGAGCGGCGGAGGGCAACGGAAGGGCAAGAAGACUGUUAUGGUGCUCCGCGAUGUGAAUGUGAAGGAGGGGAAGGAUGAUGUUAGCAUGGGUGGUUCUGCUGGCAGUGGUGGUUCGGGGAGCGGCGGAGGGCAACGGAAGGGCAAGAAGACUGUUAUGGUGCUCCGCGAUGUGAAUGUGAAGGAGGGGAAGGAUGAUGUUAGCAUGGGUGGUUCUGCUGGCAGUGGUGGUUCGGGGAGCGGCGGAGGGCAACGGAAGGGCAAGAAGACUGUUAUGGUGCUCCGCGAUGUGAAUGUGACGGAGGGGAAGGAUGAUGUUAGCAUGGGUGGUUCUGCUGGCAGUGGUGGUUCGGGGAGCGGCGGAGGGCAACGGAAGGGCAAGAAGACUGUUAUGGUGCUCCGCGAUUUGAAUGUCAUCUGCACGAAGGAAGAGGCCGCUCAGAUUCGACUGCAGCUGGAACAGGCUCAGCAGGGGCAGCAGGGGCAGCAGCAGGGGCAGCAGGGGCAGGGGCAGGGGCAGCAGGGGCAGGGGCAGCAGGGGCAGCAGGGGCAGCAGGGGCAGCAGGGGCAGCAGGGGCAGCAGCAGCAAAGAGUGAUUAGAGGUGUGGAGGAGGGAAGCAAAGGAGGAGCAACAGCUUCUAGGGGGGUUGUUGUUUCUCUAGGAGCAAGAGGGAGAGGUUCGAGCGAUUCAGCAGCAGCAUCAUCUGGGAGGGGUGACGUGGUGGAGAGUAGGAGGGCCACACGUGGGACUGUAGAGAGGGAGAAGCGGGGUAGUGUGAGUAGCAGUGUGACACUAAAGGGUGCUGGUGAGGAGGAGGAGGAGGAGGAGGAGGAGGAGAAGGGUGGUGGUACUGCUGGUGGUGGUGGUACUGCUGGUGGUGGUGGUACUGCUGGUGUUGGUGCUGGUGCUGGUGCUGGUGCUGGUGCUGGUGCUGGUGCUGGUGGUGGUGCUGGUGCUGGUGCUGGUGCUGGUGCUGGUGCUGGUGCUGGUGUUGUUGCUGGUGCUGGUUCUGGUGUUGUUGCUGGUGCUGGUGCUGGUGCUGGUGUUGUUGCUGGUGCUGGUGCUGGUGCUGGUGCUGGUGCUGGUGCUGGUGCUGGUGCUGGUGCUGGUGCUGGUGCUGGUGCUGGUGCUGGUGUUGUUGCUGGUGCUGGUGCUGGUGCUGGUGCUGGUGCUGGUGCUGGUGCUGGUGCUGGUGCUGGUGCUGGUGCUGGUGCUGGUGCUGGUGCUGGUGCUGGUGCUGGUGCUGGUGCUGGUGCUGGUGCUGGUGCUGGUGUUGUUGCUUGUGCUGGUGCUGGUGCUGGUGCUGGUGCUGGUGCUGGUGCUGGUGCUGGUGAUGGUGGUUCUAGUUAUGCUGGUGCGGAUGCUGCUGCUGCUGAUACUGCUGGUGGAGCUUUCAGUGUGCCCAUUGCACCUGAACUGUCGUCAUCGAAUGUUACAAGGUGA